AUGAUCGCCACGCUAAAGCCUGAGGUUCGAAAACGCGUACGGACGGUCGUUUUCGACAUCACAGAGGGCGAGGAAAACAUCAAGCCCAAGAUCGCUUCAGCGGCUGCGUACUGGGGUCGUAUUGAUGUCUUGGUGAACAAUGCCGGGUACGGUCUUCCUAGCCUUAUGGAAGAAGGAGGGAGCAAAUUGUUGCGCCGCCAGUUCGAGACCAAUGUGUUCGGUGUCCUGGACGUGACGACUGCCACCCUACCUUAUUUGAGAGCGAACAGGUCUGGCUGCGUUGUUGUAAUCGGCAGCAGAUCAACCUGGAGAGCUGAAUUACCUGGUCUCGGGCAUUACGCAGCCUCCAAAGCUGCGAUACACGCCGUCACUGAAAAUCUUAUGAGCGAACUCGCCCCCUUGAACGUCAAAGUUCUCUUGGUGCAGCCAGGGGCUUUCCGGACCGAAGGAAUCUACGGCGAAGCCUUCUUCACUGGGAACCCAAUACCAGACCAUGACGAACUCCGUACCAAAAGUAUCGCCCGCUUCGCCGCUAUCGCAGGGUCAGAGCGCGGGGAUCCCGACAAAGCAGUCGAGGCCAUCGUGGACAUCGUUCGCGGCGAAGGCGUUGCUCAAGGGCGUCCGUGGCCAAACUACUUGUGGCUCGGUGAUGAUGCUGAGGCGGAUGUGAGGAACAAGUGCAGGAAGGUGUUGACGGAGUUGGACGCGUGGAAAGACGUGACGAGGGGUGUCAACUUCGACGGUGUCUAA
Molecule: messenger RNA, 750 nt
Organism: Cyclocybe aegerita
Lineage: Eukaryota; Fungi; Basidiomycota; Agaricomycetes; Agaricales; Hemipholiotaceae
Source: the annotation of a GenBank genome assembly